UGGAGAUGGUGGACCAUCUUGCAAAUACUGAGAUCAACAGCCAGCGCAUCGCUGCUGUGGAAAACUGCUUUGGGGCUUCUGGACAGCCUCUAGCUGUGCCAGGCAGGGUCCUUCUAGGAGAAGGGAUUUUAACCAAAGAAUGCCGCAAGAAACCAAAGCCUCGCAUAUUCUUCCUUUUCAAUGACAUCCUUGUCUACGGCAGCAUAGUCAUCAACAAAAGGAAGUACAAUUCCCAGCACAUCAUUCCCCUUGAAGAUGUCACUUUGGAGACGCUGCCAGACACCUUGCAGAUGAAGAACCGCUGGAUGAUUAAAACCUCCAAGAAGUCUUUUGUGGUUUCUGCUGCCUCCCUCACAGAGAGGAAGGAGUGGAUCAGCCAUCUGGAGGAGUGCAUCAGGCACCUGCUGACGAAGACGGGCCGGCAGCCCUCCACAGAGCACGCGGCUCCCUGGAUCCCAGACAAGGCGACGGACAUCUGCAUGCGCUGCACACAGACCAAGUUCUCCACGCUCACCCGAAGGCACCACUGCCGCAAGUGCGGCUUUGUUGUCUGCGCAGACUGCUCCAGGCAGAGGUUCCUGAUGCCCCGCCUGUCUCCCAAGCCCCUGAGGGUCUGCAACCUGUGCUACAGGCAGCUGCUGGCAGAACAGAAGAAAGAGGCAGAGGCAGAUCGUAGGCAGCCAGAGCCAAUCUGCUCUGCUAUCCCAGGCUACGAACCUUCCAGCGGUGAUGACAGCGACAAGUCUGAUGAUGACAAAACUGACCAGUGGCCAGCAGACACAGAGUUUUAUACCUCAGAAGUAUCUUGGUCAUCUUUCCAUAGCUGACCUCCUUGGGAAUCAGUGCCAUUUAGACAUUGGGAAGCCAACUUCUGGCCUCCUGUGCAUGUCUUUACUAAUGUUUUCUCUGAAGGCUGUGCUUAGGAAGGUAGAUUUUGUUCCCUGUGUGUGAUGUCUGCAUGGGGAGCAGAGAUGGGGCUACCCCUCUGAAAGUGUGUCUCAUACAACAGGAGCACAGAAAGCAACAGCUCAAUGAAAAGCACAGACUGGGACAGAGAUCUGUUUAACAGCCUUGGCCAAACGAGUUCACCCUUUGGUGCCUUAGUCUUCCUGUCUGCAAAAAGAGAGCAGUACUAAUUUCUUUUCUCAAAUGCUUUGAAGUGGCUCUUGGGAGAAAAGAAGCAAGAAAUCUUGAAUUUAAACAUACAAGUCUGCUGGCAGUGUGUUCACCUGUCAUGGCAUGGGGCACUCUGGAUGCUGCAGGAGCAUCAGAAGUGCAAGUGUGCCAGCCUGAGGAGAUAGUCUUCCAACUCUGCAUGGUAAGGUUGGCACAGACUUCCAUUUCUACACCUAAGUGUCUCAAGAUUGGAAACACAAUGCUCUGAAUGCAAGGAGCUCAUAUGAUGCUUGUUGUGAGCAGCUUUAGCAAAGCACUGGAGCAUCCAUCUCUCUCACAUGGGAAUGGUUUUGGUGGUACUGGGCCAGGAGGGAGGAAGGAGACAGGGGAGGUAUGGGUAAAAUUACACAGAGUGAGAUAUGAAGGGAGAGACUCAGUUGACUAAACUAAGUGCAGAGGCCUGUAUCUCAAAACCAGGCCAUUCCGCCAGAUUACCAGCAACUUGAUGAACUCAAGCCUGUUGGGUAAAAGGAUAGCCCAGGGAAAACUUGUUAAAAGUCUUGGAAAAUCCAGGAAAAUACCCCAAAUUUUGAUCCUAUUAAGUAGAGCACUUCAACUUCCACUUCUCCUGAGCCAGAGGUAUUGAAUGCUCAGUUGUGAGGUCUCCUCUUGUCUGUGACUCUCACGAGUCCAAAGUUAAGGUCCUUUAUAUACUUCCAGGUUUGGAGCCCAAGACUUUAAAGUUGAUCUCAAAUUAACUGUAAAGUUCAAAUUAAGUGAGAAUGUUUACUAGUGUUUAUUCAAGUAUUCUAUCAUGAUAUAGCAGAGGAGUAUAUAUACUGAAAACCAGACAACAGCAAUUGUUUUGCAGCACACAUUUCUACAAACUCUGUUAUUACUUAUAGUAUAUUGUGUAUUUUAUACUCUGGAAAAGGAACAUGGCUGGGAGUACACUGCCAAUGUUACAA
This is a messenger RNA of Dryobates pubescens (Downy woodpecker), 2084 nucleotides long. It is a transcript of the gene PLEKHF1, whose product is annotated as pleckstrin homology and FYVE domain containing 1. The coding region runs from base 6 to 827 and encodes 273 amino acids. The transcript has a single exon. Gene Ontology annotation, molecular function: metal ion binding; phosphatidylinositol binding. NCBI's taxonomy places the organism in Eukaryota, Metazoa, Chordata, Aves, Piciformes, Picidae. The record is from RefSeq and is a predicted model, not a curated record.